Molecule: messenger RNA, 1145 nt
Organism: Daphnia pulex (common water flea)
Lineage: Eukaryota; Metazoa; Arthropoda; Branchiopoda; Diplostraca; Daphniidae
Exons: 5
Coding region: 96-890 (264 amino acids)
Source: RefSeq, a predicted model, not a curated record
GCUCUUAGUCUUCAGUCCACUUGCAUCUUUCGUCCAAGAUUCAUAUCCAGGAAUUCUACAGGGAUAAAAAAUAUUAAAGUGCUAUUUUAAUAAAAAUGGCAUUCGCUAACUCCAUAUCUAUUUCACUGUUGCUGAUCGUAGCGGUCAGCUGUCUGAUGACGAUUUCAGCCGAAGAAGAAGUGCCAUCAGUCGACCAGGCUCCAACUGGAAAUCGCCAAUCUAAGCAGAUUUACCUUGUGCCUCAGCUGUCAUCAGCAGCAGGUUAUCUCGGCGGCAGUCCGUACGAGCUCCCGUUGAUGAUGCCCCGUCAGUCACCUUUUAUCCAGCGGUACCCAGUUCGCAAGCAACAACAACUUGCAUCAUUGAACCGGCCAUACGAUUACCCGCUCUUGUCAUCACCAGAACUGAAGUACGAUCGCGAAGAAGAAGAAGAAGGGGAAACUCCUGCCGCUGGGAGAUAUCACGAAGGAGUUGACGACUUCGGCCCGUGGAAAUUGUGGAAAAAGAAUUUUAACAGAGAAGCUACAAUUACUGUCCAUCCAGUAGCAGCAGAAUGCCUUAUUGCUAAUAUUGCUACCGAAGGUCUCGGUCCCUGCAAACGAGCAUCGCAAGCCAAUUACGGUAGGAUCGAUAUUUUGAUGCCGGCUGCUGACCAAACAGCAGUUAUUGCCAUCACGGCUGGUUCGCCAGUAAAUACCAGAAUCAAGCUUAUUUGCACUGCAAUCACCGAUGCUUCAAUUUAUACGCAAACUGGCCCAAUUCUUUUAACUACGGAUACACCUAGAACUGAAAUCGGAUACUUGCAGCUCGUAGUCACUAGCACAGCGCCUGGCGCAGUGGUGAGAUGUUACUGGAACUCUUACCGCCAUUACACAGCUACCUACCCUUAAGAUUCUUGUUUGAUUUCUUCCGCUCAAUGCCAAGAAUCAUCACAAAUGUGACAGUGUCUCCCCUAAACUGUAACAUUUCUUGUUGUGGCGAUUUGUAGUAUUUAUUUCAUUCCCGCAAAUAAGGAUUGAUUUUAGUUAUUUUAUCAAAACAAGAAUUACCUGCAAACUCUUUUCGAAUGCUAUCAAGUAAACAAUGUACCAACCAACAUACUACGCAAAAACAUUCAAUACACUAGGGUCAUUCACAAAUUUAAA